This is a messenger RNA of Aspergillus fijiensis CBS 313.89, 1785 nucleotides long. RefSeq names its product MFS transporter. The transcript has 3 exons. Gene Ontology annotation, biological process: transmembrane transport. The coding region runs from base 1 to 1785 and encodes 594 amino acids. Gene Ontology annotation, molecular function: transmembrane transporter activity. NCBI's taxonomy places the organism in Eukaryota, Fungi, Ascomycota, Eurotiomycetes, Eurotiales, Aspergillaceae. The record is from RefSeq and is a predicted model, not a curated record.
AUGUCCAAACCCGCUGCACCAUCCGAGUCGAGUAGAUCCACGCGGUCGAGAUCCUCGUCCUCUUCAUCUAGCACCGAGCCAGGCACCCAGCCACAGCGUCCAUAUAGGCUUGGGUCUUUCCGGCGGUCUAGCUCCAGGCACAGCACGGCACAGAUUGAUAGGGUUCAUUCGGGAAAACAUCUGGAUGAUCAGUCCGUGUACCACAGUGACCAUGCGCUAGAGACGGACUCUGACGAAGAUGGAGAGAAGAGCGAUGAGCCAGUUGUGGAGGUCCGCGGUGGGAUUGUGAAUGAGCGAGAUCGCGAUCUGGAAGCUGCUGGCCCCCCGGCGGCGGCGGCGGCGUUGGAGAAGUCCAGGACGGCACGGUCUGAAAAUGAUCCUAAGCUGGUGACAUGGAAUGGACCUGAUGACCCCGACAAUCCGAAGAACUGGCCAAUGAAGAAGAAGUGGGCGGCCGUGGUCACGGUAUCAUGCUUCACUUUCAUCUCGCCGGUGUCGUCGUCGAUGGUUGCACCCGCGUUGACGGCUAUCGGGUCGGACUUUCACAUCACGGACGAGGUCACCCUCAGCAUGACGCUGUCGGUGUUUGUGCUGGCGUAUGCAGUCGGCCCGCUGUUCCUGGGUCCGCUGUCCGAGAUCUAUGGGCGAGUGAUUGUGCUGCAACUCGCCAACCUGUUCUACCUCGUCUUCAACAUCUGUUGCGGCUUCUCGAAGAACAAGGCUCAGAUGAUCGUCUUCCGGUUUUUGGCCGGCCUGGGCGGAAGUGCCCCGUUGGCAAUCGGCGGUGGUGUACUCUCCGACUGCUUCAGACCCGAAGAGCGAGGCAAGAGUGUCGCUAUCUACAGUCUAGCUCCGCUCCUCGGUCCCGCCGUCGGCCCCAUUGCCGGUGGAUUCAUCGCCGAGAACACCACGUGGCGCUGGGUGUUCUACGCCACCUCCAUCGCCGACGCCAUGAUCCAGUUCGCCGGUCUGUUCUUCCUCCGCGAGACCUACGCCCCGGUGAUUCUCCGCAAACGCGCCCAACGCCUGCGUAAAGAGACGUCCGAUGAAGCCUACCAGACGGAACACGAACGCGCCAACCGCACGCUGGGCGAGGUGAUGCGGAGCGCUUUGAUGCGUCCGUUCCGACUCCUCGGCACGCAGCCCAUCGUGCAGCUGCUGGCGCUGUACCUCGCCUACAUCUACGGCACCAUGUACCUCGUGCUCGCGACGUUCCCGACCCUGUGGACCAGCCCGGAGUACUACCACGAAUCUACCGGCAUCGGCGGGCUGAACUACAUCUCGCUCGGCCUGGGCUUCUGGCUGGGCUCCCAGCUCUGCGCCCCGCUCAACGACCGCAUCUACCGCCGCCUCAAGGCCCGCAGCGGCGGCGUCGGGCGGCCGGAAUUCCGCGUCCCGCUGCUGUACCUCGGCGCCGUGCUCGUGCCCGCCGGCUUGUUCAUCUACGGCUGGACGGCCGAGACGCACCGCCACUGGAUCGCGCCCAACAUCGGCGCGAUGCUGUACGGGCUGGGCAACAUCAUCACCUUCCAGUGCGUGCAGACGUACAUCGUCGACUCGUACACGCGCUUCGCGGCCAGCGCCCUGGCCGCCGUCGCCUGCAUGCGCUCGCUGGCCGGCUUCGGGUUCCCCCUGUUCGCGACCUACAUGUACCAGGCGCUCGGGUACGGGUGGGGCAAUAGUCUGUUGGCAUUUGUGUCGAUUGGGCUGGGGAUCCCUGCGCCGCUUCUGCUGUGGCGGUUCGGCGAGCGGCUGCGCAAGAUGAGUCCGUACGCUGCGGGAUGA